AUGGAACAAUUUAUAUCAUAAUUAGGUGAUAAGAAAUUCAGAAAAGAAUUAGAAGAGUUAAUUGAAUUAAAUGAUGAGUAAUAAUAAUAUUAACAUUUAGAUAAACCAUGGAUUAAUUGAUAUAAGCAAUGAAAAAGAUUAUGAAUGAAAAAUAUCCUCCAAAGGAAUGUCUUUUUGGAUUAAAGAUAGUUAAAGAUUGUAUGGAAAAAUUUAAUGAAAAUUUUAAAUUCAAAGUCAAAUAACAUUUAAUGGAUUAUAUCUAUUAAGUUGCUAUAUACAGAAUCAAAGAUAUAGAUGAUACAAGAGGAGCCACCUAUUUCAAAAACCCAGAACAUGAUAAGACUAUUGAAUAAUAUGGAGCAAGUUAUCAUCGUUUAGCAUUAGAUUGCAUACAAGUAUGGUCUAAAUGGUUUCCUGAAUUUGCUAUUUAUGAAAAAAAUUUAAUCAAAGAAAAUGGAUAUUUACCCUAAAUUAAUUACUUUAAGCCAGAAGAAAUUGAAAAGCAUAUACCUAAAGUAUAAGCGACUCCUACUCCUUUAGAUGAAACAUAAUAAAUUUAAAUGAAAGCUUAAGAACUUCAAUAAUAACUCAUAAAUUUACUUAAUAUCAAUAAGGAUGAAAAUAAUGCAGUUAUUAAUGAAUUAGCAACAAUUAAUGCUUAAGUGGAAGAUUUAUUACUUUUAGAUGUUUAAAAUGAAUUUGUAGAGGAUUUUAUAAUGUCAUAUCAAGAUUAUCAAGGAGGAAAUCUUAGUUAUUAAUAAUUAAGAUAGUAAUAUUUAAAGAAUUCUAAAUCACAAUUUUAAUAAGAAGUUCCUUCUAUUUAAAAUCAAUAAGCAUCAAAAAUUCAAAAGCCACCUUAAUAAAUUAUCAAUUCUGAAAAUGAUCAAAAAUAAAAGUAAUCACAAAUUUAUCUAGAAAAGAAUGAAGAUAAAUUUAUGAUUGAGAAUUUGAAAUAAAUUAUAAAUUAAAAUGAAAAUGUAAUUGCAAAUAUGAGAUCAGAGUUGUAACAUCAAGUACAAAUAAAUGAAAGAUUAAGUAAUGAAAACAAUCAAAAGUAAACUGAAAAUCAAAAACUUUAAUUAGAAAUUAAGUCAUUAAAAUAAAAACAAUAAGAUGAAUAUCAAUAUUAUUAAGAUAAUUUAUUAGAGAUGCAAUAAUAAAUUUAGCAUUAUUAAGUAUUACUUGAAUAAUCAAAAUAAUAAAUUAUUUCAUCUUAAGUAAAAGUAGGAUAAUAAUAAUAAGAAAUACCUAUUGAAUCUUAAAUUGGAUUUUAAAAUUUGUAAGAAGAACUUGAGAAUUUAAGAGUAGAAAGAAAUUUGUUAUUGGAAUAACAAAAAAUAUAUUAAUAAAAAAGUGGUUAGGCUUGUAAUUAAUUAGAUUUUAUGAAUUUAAAGAAAAAGUAUGAUGAUUUAGAUAGCAAAUAUUUUUUAUUAAAAUAAGAAAAUCAAAAAUUAAGAUAAUUAUCUAUUGAAUAUAAUAAUUUAUAAUCAGCAAAUUAAAGUAGAAAUGCUGAUAGUGUUAAUAGAGAAAUUGAUUAUUAGGAUGACUAUUAAAAUUAGAAUUUUGCAUUUUACAAUUUUAAAGAUCCUGAUCUUUAAUCUUAAGCUUUAUAUAUAAAACCAUAAUCUCAAAUAACAAAAUCAAAUUAAUCAAGAGAUGUUUCAUAACUCAUUUAUCCUCAUAAAACUGCAUCAGAAUAUUAUAGAGUAAAUGGUAAAAAAUAAUUCAGAGGUAUUUAAAUUAAUAGAAAUUAAUUUCAACUUUAAUUGAAUAGCACUAAUAUUAUUAAUUUUAAGAAAGCAAGUAUAAAUUAAUUAGCAAUCUUAUUUUAAUCAAAUAAAGUUGAAAUUAAAUCAAGAUAAUAAAUUUUAUAUGGUAAUAAUCAAUAAGAAUAUAUAUCUACUACUUUAAGUAUUAAAAAUAAAGAACUAAAGCCUGUUUAGGUAUAAAUUAUCAAUUAUAAUAAAAAUGUAUGGGUUAAUAAGGAUUUAAAGAGUGUGUUGUUGUAAUCAUAAUAAUAAAUAUUGUAUGAAUUUAUUAGAGAAGCUAAAAUAAAAGAUCACUUAUAAACUCAAUUAUCUUUUUCAAUUAAGUAUUGUUAUUUAUUAAUGUUAUUAGUUUUGAAAAUUUUAUUUUAUAUUUACCAAACUUUAUUUUAACAUCAUUAAAAUUUUAUUCAAUAGAACCUCGCUCUUUUAAAACUAUUAAAUAAUAGUUUUUGGGAAAGGUAUACAAAACUUAAUUACUCCCUAUUGUUUGUGUUGAGGAAUUAAAAUAAUUUAGCUAAAAGGGAGUGUUAUUGAAUAAUUGGGAAUAAGAGAAUGAAGAAUUGAUUACUGAAAGUAAAUUUGGAUUUAAAGCAGUAUUAUUAAAUCAACUAGAAUUUUAUUUAGAAUUGAUUACAACACCUUGCGAUGAAUUUUUACUUAGAGGGUUCACUUCUUUCGAUGAAGACCUAUUAUAAUUCAUUCUUAAUGGAUUAUCAAAUUUAUUUAGUUGA
Paramecium pentaurelia is the source of this 2500-nucleotide messenger RNA. The record is from the annotation of a GenBank genome assembly. Lineage: Eukaryota; Ciliophora; Oligohymenophorea; Peniculida; Parameciidae.